AUGGCCGAGGUGGACGUCGUGCCCACCUUUGGCGUCGAACUCAAGGAUGGUUUCAAGCUCGCUAGCGCCUGGGCUGGCCAUGGGAUUGCCUGGCUAGAUGAGAUUCAACAAUUCUACCGCGAACGAGCCGCCAUCGAAAAGGAGUACAGUGCCAAGCUGUCUACUCUGGCGAAGAAGUACUUCGAGAAAAAGAACAGGAAGAUAUCAAUACUCAGUGUCGGCGACACACCAUCCAUGACACCGGGAUCGCUCGAAAGGUUUGAUAUCUUUCCCCUCCUGCCGCCUCUCCACCCGCCUCUGCUAACCUCCAUCCCCCUCCCGUCCUGCAGCGCCUCCCUGACCACAUGGUCCACACAGCUUACCACCCUCGAGUCCCGAGCCGCCGCGCACGAUACCUUUGGAAACAAUCUCAUCACCCAGGUUGCGGACCCUCUCAAGUUCUACGGUGGACGUUACGAAGAGCUACGUAAGCAGCACAUCGACUACGCUGAAAAGCUCGAGCGCGAACGCGAGAGUUCCUAUGCCGACUUGCGUAAGGCUAAGGGCAAGUACGAUGCCGCCUGCCAGGAAGUCGAAGCCCGCCGCAAGAAGUCCGAGUCGCACUAUGACAAAGCCAAAGCACAGAGUGCAUACCAGCAGCAGGUCUUUGAGAUGAACAAUGCCAAAAACUCAUACCUCAUUGCUAUUACCGUCACCAAUAGCCUCAAGAAUAAAUACUACCACGAAUAUGUCCCCGAGCUCAUGGACAGCCUCCAAGACCUCAAUGAGUUUCGUGUACUCAAACUCAAUGGGCUCUGGGAGCUGGCCACCGGGCUUGAGAGCCACCUCAUGAAGACGAGCCAAGACAUGAUGGAUAACUUAAUCAUCGAGAUCAAGCGCAACAGCCCUCAUCUCGACUCCAUGAUGUACAUGCGCCACAACAUGGACUCAUUUAGCGAGCCGCCCGACAAGACGUUUGAGCCCAGCCCAGUCUGGCACGACGACGGCGCCAUGAUUACGGACGAGAUGGCAAUUAUUUAUCUCCGCAACCUUCUGGGCAAGUCCAAGUCGUCGCUUGGGGACCUCAAGCGCGACGUUGACAAGAAGCGCCGUGACGUUGAGUCGGCGAGGCGCGUCAAGCAGCGCGUACGGGAGGGCACCGAGAAGAAGGACGAGGUGGAGGUAGUCCGGACCCUCUUCAACCUACAGGAGGACCUCCACAGCGUCGAUCGCAAGCGAUUGACGGCCGAGGUUGAGACUUCCACCAUCACCACGAUAGUCGGCGACGUCACGCUGGGUGCCAAGAACCAUAAUUUCAAGAGCCAGACUUUUAAGAUACCGACAAACUGCGACCUCUGCGGUGAACGCAUAUGGGGCCUCAGUGCCAAAGGCUUCGACUGCCGUGACUGCGGCUACACCUGCCACAACAAGUGUGAGAUGAAGGUGCCUGCCGAUUGCCCGGGUGAGCAGAACAAGGACGAGCGCAAGAAGCUCAAGGCUCAGCGCCAGUCGGCGGCCAACAAGCUGCUUGCCCCCGUCGCAUCCCAGUCCACCUUGAACGUAUCGGACGGACCGGAGCUGUCGCGUUCCAACACGACCAACACGAUGAACUCGUUGAGUUCACGGGAAGCUCAGAAUUCAUCGGCAAACGCACACCUGAACCCCCCAGAAGAGGCGGCGCCGAGAGUGAGCAUCUCAUCAGUCACGAGCGGUGGCGCGCCCAAGCGACGGAUCAUGGCCCCCCCUCCCGCUGCAUACAUAACCGGCGGACCCCCGUUGAAUGGCGGAUCGAAGGAGGAGAAGCGCGGCAAGAUGCUGUAUGCUUUUGAGGGCGGCGGUGACGGCGAGCUGGCGGUAGGCGAGGGCCGUGAUAUAACUAUGAUUGAAGAAGAUGACGGUUCCGGCUGGAUCAAGGUCCGCGCUGGCGCAAAGGAAGGUCUCGUGCCGGCAGCCUACGCCGACUGGACGCCAGUGCCGGCAGCACCCCCGGUCGUGCCCAUGGCGACGCGGCCGGUAUCGACAUAUUCAACAUCGACUACGUCGUCUACAGCCACAAGCACCCCAAAGAAGAAGCAGGGACCGGCCGUGGCGCCCAAGAGGGGUGCCCGCAAGCUGCGGUACGUCGAAGCGCUGUACGGGUACACUGCGCAGAGUGAAUCGGAGCACACCAUGGAGGAAGGGGAGAGGUUCGUACUGGUUAAAGAUGACAGCGGAGAUGGGUGGGUAGAGGUGGAAAAGGCAGGAGUUACAGCCAGUGUGCCGGCUAAUUACGUACAGAUUGUGCCGUGA
Molecule: messenger RNA, 2268 nt
Organism: Geosmithia morbida
Lineage: Eukaryota; Fungi; Ascomycota; Sordariomycetes; Hypocreales; Bionectriaceae
Product: formin-binding protein 1
Exons: 3
Coding region: 1-2268 (755 amino acids)
Biological process (GO): regulation of actin filament polymerization
Molecular function (GO): protein binding
Source: RefSeq, a predicted model, not a curated record